AUGGAUGUUUUGUCUGAAGAUGGAGAUUUUGGGGAGGUGUUUGACGAGAGAGUCAGGAUCCGUAAAAGACGUGCUUUUGCAAACAUUACAAACAGACCUGAGGAUGAGAAGCUGGGUGGAGAAAAGAAGGCCGAGACUCAAGACACGUCCAAAAGCCUAAAAGGUCUUGGAAAUGAGGUGCGAGGUAAGGUGAUUUUUCGAGACUUUACUGAGGAGCCUAGAAAAGGCCUGGGAGAAGGAAGAAAGGAGGUUGAAAGUGGAGAAGAGAAGAAUUCCAACAUGCUUUUGAAGAUCCAAAAGGAAUUUGAGGAACUAAAGGAAAUACAUAGAAAGGUAUUGAGAGAUCGGAGAAAGCUAAUACGGGCAAUGGAGAAAGAAGUUGGAGAGUUGAAGCGUCGAAUUGAAUCCAAAAGGAAAGCGGAAAUGGAGAGUCUAGAGAAUAAGUAUAGUAGAAAGCUCGAAGAGAUGCGAGAGGCAUAUAAGAAGGUUGCUAAAGAAAAGAUUCUUGAGUACAAAAAGAAGCUUGAUGAAGCUUAUAGAGUAAAGGCUUCUGAACUCAGAGAGAAAUAUGGAACUCGGAAAAGAAUAAGGAGCCCGCGCAAGAAAAGAUAG
Messenger RNA from Encephalitozoon intestinalis ATCC 50506, 612 nucleotides. RefSeq lists its product as uncharacterized. The transcript has a single exon. The coding region runs from base 1 to 612 and encodes 203 amino acids. Lineage: Eukaryota; Fungi; Microsporidia; Unikaryonidae. The record is from RefSeq and is a predicted model, not a curated record.